Mesorhabditis belari is the source of this 321-nucleotide messenger RNA. NCBI's taxonomy places the organism in Eukaryota, Metazoa, Nematoda, Chromadorea, Rhabditida, Rhabditidae. The record is from the annotation of a GenBank genome assembly.
AUGGAAAAUUUCAUUUUUUUCCUAACAAUUCUAAUCAAUGGCUUUGUUUGGGUGACGAGUGAAGAAGCGUUGUUGAGUCGAAGAGUCAGACAGGUGACACCACCAUCAAUCUGCUUCCCCGAUCCAAGUAAUCCACCCCCACAAAUGCCGCAAUGCUUUUGUUGCAUUUGUGCCGGAAUCUCACCGUUUUGUCGGGGUCUCGGCCCAAUAACGACGCGUCGUCCUCUAACAGUUCGACCAACAACGGUAAGAUUUGUGGCUCGUACAACUCCCCGAACACCACCGCCAAUCACUGUCCCGUGCGUUGAUGGGAAUGCCAAG